AUGCGGCGUUUUAAUAUAAAACGCGAUUGUCACAUCAAAGCCGUUCCGAAGAAUAUAGGUCUCUCCCUCACUUCUGAAAUCUAUAGACACUCGGUGGACUCGGUCGCGUCGUAUUCUAGUCAGAAUCACGUUGACCGAAUAAGGACUCAGAACUUCUCAGCGGCUUCUUGUCAGGACGACAGCGACUUUGGCUCCAUAAAGACGAGCCUCUUCAGAAGAUCGUCGUCCAACUUGGAAUAUCCAACUAAACGUCCAGACAGCGUCACGUCCAACGCGAGCUCGACAAGAAGCCGUCUUCGAGAACUCGUCGAGAGGAAAUCGAGUCAGGACGAGCACAAAUCCGCUGCGAAUACAGUUGCCGACAUUCAAUACUUCGGGAACCCCACGGAGUCACUAGAAUUCGACAGCCCGCGUAACUCUUUAGACUCCAGGAAGAAUCAGGAGGAGAAGCCAAAGAAGAGGAAGUUAUCUAAGAGCAAAGAGCCGACCGAUAAAAAUAAGAAACAAGAGAAGUAUCAGAGCAAAUUAGCCGAUUACUACAAGGUACCGGUUCAAUUGCCACAGGACGAGUUUUAUCAGCACUUGACGCGAUCUCGGGCGGCAGAGGAGUCCCUACACAAGCGUUUCUCGAACUCCGAUACAGAGUUUAGCGGGAGCUACGGAAGACUGUGUAAACACAGGGAGGUCGAAGGGUCAAACUUGCGCCGCAGUCGAAGCUUAGCCGUUAUACGUGAGGAGACAUUCACUGAUCUACAACUUCAGAAUCACGGAAAAAACAAGAGAUCUCAGCUGAUUCCUCGGGCACGAUUGUUUGAUAAACCUUGCUUUAAAGACAGAUUGCCUGGUCGAGCAAAGUAUCAUAGCAAAGAAGAAGUCUCGGAAGGAAUAUACAUUGAAAGCACAGUCUCGUGUUUCGCUGAUAUCAACAGACAACGACAAGAAGAACCGUGUAGUCUUCCCAACACGAGCGAUAACAAUUCACUGAAAGAUAACUCACAGUGUAAUGAAAGUUUACACUCUAAAUCAGCCAACGGUAGCUGGGCAAACCUAACAGAAGAAACAAAACAAAUAAACCUUUCCGAGGAUAGCAUUGGUCAUUCUCGAAACCCGAGCGAAAUUGAUAGCUUGGAUUCAAAUUACGUUCGGAAACACUACAACUUUGAAGCGCAUUUGAAGAAUUACAAGGAAGGAUCUCCCGAUACAGAGAGGUCAUUAGCUACGCCGUCUUGCAAAGAUCUUUACAUAGUCACCGACGAAAAAGACAGCGACACGGAACAAAGAGAAAAAUUGAACACGCCGAAUUCAGAGACUAUAGGAAGAAACAGCGAAUGUAGAAACAACAGAGAAAUAGAACUUUGUAAAGUAGAUGAUCACGUGACCUAUGACAUAAUAUCUUUACAAGACAAGGAGGUUGACGUGAAAGAUAACAACCAUAGUGAAAUUUAUAGGACACAAUUGGAAAUUAGAAAGAGCGGUGAUAAUCAUUCGAUUAUUUCUGAGAACGACGGCACAGUAUCGAGCCCACCCGACAGCAUUACUUCCUAUGUAUCAAUUUCUAUCGCAUCAUCGACCGAUAAAUCUCACAAAUUAGAAUAUUUAACUCAUUCUUUAGCUGAAAAAAUCGAUGAGUAUUGUGAUUCACAGUACCAGGAUCAAGUUUCCCAAAAGUCACAAACCAUCGACACUGCGAGUCAAUCAGCUGAUAUAGAUCCUAUUUAUACAACAGUGCAAAAGAAAAAGACAUUCGCAGAUAUAAAAAGAGAAUCCUUCGAAAAGAAACACAAUUCUUAUCAAGUUAACAACAACAAAGCAAACGAGACCUACGUCAGUCGAACGUACAUCGAUACAGAAACAUACAACAAAAGAGAAGCGUGUGCAUCAAAAAAUAUAACCACUGAACCGUUUGUAACUACUUUAAUAGAAAACCAGUAUUAUUCUUUACCUGACAUAAAUAUCAGUAAAUGUCUUAGGAAGAGUGAGAGAAUAGAUGCACAAUUACGAGAAGAAGACCCGGAAGACAUUCCUAGAGAUAAUUCCUACGAAGUAGCACAAACACACUUUAGUGAAAUCAUCAACAGGGGCAACGAAAACUACGGUCAAUUGAACAAAACACAAAUAGAAUCACAACCGACAAAAACCAUAUCUCACAACACAAGCAUUUAUUUGCCCGAAUAUUCUGAAUCUCAAGUUAUACAGAAUUAUACAAAGCUCGAAGACGAUUUGAAAUCUAUAAUAACUAUCGAAAGUUCUAACGCAGAUGAUCACGGUCAUGACUUCUUUUUAGACAACCAACAAAACGAGAGGGAAAUAAAUGAAAUUGAAGGAACUAUACGUAAUACAAAACUAGUAACAAAAGGUGCAUCAAUUAAUUCGACACCUGUCGUAAAACCAGAACAAAAAAUUUUAAAAUCCUUGUCUAACGACAACAUUCAUGUAACAGCCAAAAGUAAAGCAAAAACGAAUAUCAAAAAACACUAUUCUCUACGGCAGCGAGAUCCAGUCGAUUCGGUCUCGAUUCCAAGUCCAGAUUCAGUUAUUGGCAACCUACAAAGUAUAAACAGAGAGUUUUCGAAACCGUCAUUUGCUGAAGAACUUCGAAAUCACAUUCUGUUGUCAAGAGUUCGGUCGUUCAAGACAACAGAAGAAUUGAAAAUAGACAUUGUUCCCCUAAGCGGUCACCAAACUCUUGUUAUAAACCCACCUGUGCAGCAAAAAAAGGAAGUAAAAGAAAAUAAAAGCACGCCUAAACAUUCGGAGGCAGAGUUUAGUACAAAGUCGGAAAAUUGUACUCAGCCAAUAGCAACUUCAAAAGAGACUACGCAAGACACUUUCAUAAAAAGUGAGGAGGUUAAUACAGAGCUUAAAUCGUUAGGCAAUAAAGACUCAUUUAUAACAAUAAAACUAAACAAAGUAAUAAAGAAAAAUUUACAAAAACUGAACACUGAUAAGUGUGAUGACAUUUUUAACAUACAAGUCAUCAAUAGAGAAGCCCCCUUCAAAACUAAUCUUAAAAGAUCACAAAAACUAUUCUUUGACCCGGAAAUUCGAUACUAA
This is a messenger RNA of Leptosia nina, 3054 nucleotides long. The record is from the annotation of a GenBank genome assembly. Lineage: Eukaryota; Metazoa; Arthropoda; Insecta; Lepidoptera; Pieridae.